Brassica rapa (field mustard) is the source of this 3774-nucleotide messenger RNA. Its product is annotated as zinc finger protein ZAT12. NCBI's taxonomy places the organism in Eukaryota, Viridiplantae, Streptophyta, Magnoliopsida, Brassicales, Brassicaceae. The record is from RefSeq and is a predicted model, not a curated record. Gene Ontology annotation, biological process: response to chitin; response to stress.
UGAGAUUUAAAUAAAUAAAAGAAUUGACUAAAUUAUUGUUAGAGAAAUAUAUGGCAACAUUGUUAGUAUAAAUAUAAGGUAAGACCAAAAAAUAAUGAGUUAUAUGAAAUGGUCCAAACAACUUUUAUAGGUAGAUUUUUUUAGACUCCUUUUCUUUUAAUAGUAUUGAUAUAACAUGCAUAUAUCUAUAUAUAAAUAUAUAUAGAAUAACUAGAAAGUAGUGGACAUGUUACAUUGGUAAAUUCCUCUAAAAUAAGGUUUAGACUAUAUAAGUUUAAUUUCUUCUAGAAAGUAGAUAUUUUCUUAUAUAUGGCCUCUAAGUUAUUUAGGGUUAUUAAAAUUGUAUCUAGUAGACCAACUUAUCGUUGGUUAUGCAUCAUACAUUAUAUUUAAUUUUAUAUAGAUUUAGAUUUCUGCUAUAUAUACUUAUUGACGAAAACAACUCUUCAAUUUUAUUGCUCAUAAGUAGAUUACUUAACUCAUUUGUUGGUAUCGAAAUUAGUAGUGUAUAUUCAAUUUAUAAGAGGUAUUGAAUUUUGUAGGCAUAUUGAACCGUAUUUUACUAUGAUGUAAUAUUUUGUUUUCUAAACAUAAGUUUUAGCAGUGAACUUCAGACCUAUCAAUUGGAUAUCUAUUUUUAUAGAUUUCCAACUAUUAAACAGUUGGCAAUAAAAAAAAUAUAUUGCUUUUAUGUGUGACAUUGACAUUUCUAACAGUCUUAAUUCUCUAUAUAUUAUUAUUAAAUGGUUAAUGAAAUUCGAAUUCAGCUAUGUAUUAGCUAGUUCUUUGCAUGACCGAUUGAGUUUUUUUACUGAUUUUGGCGUUUAGCUAAAAAACCAAAAUGGCAACUGGUGUAUCAUAUACUAACUCAUGGCCUUAUUGAUUAUGUUUGCAUGUAUAUCUAAGCCGUUGAACAUGAUGACAUACUUGUACUAGUAGGCCUUUUCAUACAUUAAUAUACUCUGUUAUUAUUGUCUUUUGAUAUUUCGUACAUUGGUUAUUCACUUAUUUGGUUAGAGUAGACGUAUAGCUGAUAUCUGGGUAUUUGUAAUCCGGUAUUUGUAAUCCGCGCUAUCUCAAUUUAUGAUUUGUUUGCUCCACCAUUAUGUAGGUAUUUAGUGUUUGAAUAUUCGAUAAAGUUUUGGUAUUUUUAGCCGGAUAUCUUAUAUAUUUCUUAUAAAUAAAUAAAUUUCAGGAGUGAAAAGCUACAAUAAAUGUAAAAAAUAAUAUUUCAUUAUAAAUUAUAAAUUUUGUUUUCUUUUAAAUAUUUAAUACCUAAAUAAUUAAUGUAAUGAAUAAAAAUAUUGUAAAAAUUGCAGUAAUAAAAUUUAUACAAUUAUUUAUAUACACACAUAUAUAUACAUAUAUAUUAGACAGUAAAUUUUGUUUUGGUAUUAGAGUUACCUAUAUUAGGAUUUCUUAGAUCAAAUCUAAAAAUACAACAAAUCAAACUAAAUAUCAGGGAUGUAAUACCUGCCCCUAAUAUAGACUAACACAAAACUAUUAUUGAACGUGAGAGUCAACGAGGCGAUGUUUUUUCAGCAAGAGGAAAGGGUAAAACUAUAAUUUCAAUAAACCAAAUACAAAGGUCAAUGCAAAGAUAAGCUUAGUUUCAGCUUAUAUAAACACGAUCGUAAAUCUAUAAUUCAACAAACUCUUCGUUUCGUUUUUUCAUUUCUCAACCAAAGCGCACACACACGCAAAAAGUGUUUUUUUUUUCGAGAAACCAAAUCAAAUCAAAUGGAAAAGGAAAGAGAGAUAGAGAUGAUCAACAAGAUGGCAAGCUGCUUGAUUUAUCUAUCAAAGGCUCACCAACACGACACCAAAAGCCGCGUUUUCGCGUGCAAGACAUGCAACAAGGAGUUCCCGUCGUUCCAAGCCUUGGGAGGCCACCGAGCAAGCCACCGCAGAUCGGCUGCGCUUGAAGGCCACGCACCUCCUUCUCCCAAGAGAGUCAAACCGGUGAAACACGAGUGUCCUAUAUGCGGUGCCGAGUUCGCCGUAGGGCAAGCCUUGGGUGGUCACAUGCGGAAGCAUAGAGGAGGAGGAGGUAGCCGAAGCUUGGCACCAGCGCCGGUGACUAUGAAGAAAUCCGGCGGCGGUAAUGGGAAAAGGGUCUUGUGUAUGGAUUUGAACUUGACGCCGGGAGAGAAUGAUGAUUUGAAGUUGGAGCUUGGGAUGUUGUGAUUUACUGAUCUUUUUACCUUUUCUUCUUUUGUGGGUUUAUACUUGUGUAGAGAUAUGUUAUUUUGUUUUAUUUUAGGACUCCAGUAGUUUUGUAUAAAGAACUUUAUGGUACUGUUAUUUAUAGACAUAUAUACAUAUUAUCUAUAUAUUGUCGAGUUAUUACAAUUAAAGAACUAAUAUAUAGGUCUGCUAAAUCUUUUUGUUGAAUUAUUUUUGGGGUAUCGUCAAAUAUUUGGGAAUGAAAAUACAGUAUAACCUCUUUAAAUUAAUACUAUAUAAAUUAAUAUACACUAAAAAUUUCUAUAAAAUAAUAUAAUUUUAUAGUCUCAAAUUGAGUUUUUGGUUUAAUUAAUAUAUCGAUAAAUUAAUAUCUCUAUAUAAAUUAAUAAAAAAAUUAUAGUUUUGGUGUAGUCUCAACUUUAUUAAUUUAUAAAGGUUUCACACUGUAUGUUUAGUAUGUUUUUGUAAGAAAACACGGCAGGUUUAGAUUGUUAGUUAAUAGAGUGAUUGUGAUUUAGUGAUUGUUUUGUUAGUAGUAAAGCUUCCAAUGACAAAGAUCUAUUUUUGUCAGUGAUCAACCAAUUUUUAAAUCGACUAUGGAAAAACUCAAAUCCAAGUCUCUAAUUCCAGAAUAAGUUUAUCAUCGCUAAAUCAUUAUAAAUAGGUGCGUUCUAUAAACAAACCAAAAAGGAUUUUUCCAUAAGCAGAAGUGCAUCUUGGUUUUGUUAUUUGUCUAUAAAUAGAACAUCUCAGUUUUUUUAUUUGUCUAUACAUAGGACAUUUAGUUCUGUUUUAACGCUUGGUAUAUAUCGUACUCCACUUACCAAAUAUCUGCUAAAAGCUAUUGGGACAAAAGAAAAGUCAUGUACAGUACUAUACUAGAAAUUUCAAUAUUUUAUUUCGUUAACGCUAUGACUUUUUGGUUUACAGAAAUUGACUGAUUAGUAUUUCAAAAUUUAUGUCAUUGUCAUGGAGAAUCAAAGUAUCCAGAUAAAAUAAAUCUCAACUAAAAUGAGUCGAUGGUGAUAAAUGUUUGUGUGGAACGAAAGAUAUGAUAAAGAAUAAGCAAGUGUUUGUAGUUUAGUGGUCGUAGUCAUGUAGAAGAUUGAUUUUCGCUAGAUGUACUUUUCUUGUUAUCUAACCAACGCAUAAUUUAUAUAGAGUUUGCAUAUUUCAAUUAGUAGGAUGUAAGGAUGAAUAUUCAUGCGAUGAAAUGCAUCGAUACCAGUUUGUUGCAAUGAUUGGACCUAUUGGAAGUUUGUAGUGCCACUACAGUAGUGGUGUAGUACUUUCUUGUAAAUUUGAAGAGAGAAACCAAGUUUCAGCGUAAGUACUUAAUAAGUAAUAUUAAGAUGGCAACCAUCCUAGCUAGCCAGGAAUAUAUAGGCUACGAUCCCCUAUUAAUUACCUGGUGAUCAGACAAAACUGUCUAGAGACUAUCAAUUUCAUUAAUUUACAAAAGUUUUUUUUUUUUUUUUUAGAAAGGGCUUUUAAUUUACAAAAAUAUUUUAAACCACAUGUGGUAUGUGGAUAAUGGAAUUAGCUGUUUGACAUUUAAAAAAAUACCAUCAAACAGAAUCGACGAAG